Bicyclus anynana (squinting bush brown) is the source of this 1600-nucleotide messenger RNA. Its product is annotated as lysocardiolipin acyltransferase 1. Gene Ontology annotation, cellular component: endomembrane system. Gene Ontology annotation, molecular function: acyltransferase activity. The record is from RefSeq and is a predicted model, not a curated record. Bases 44 to 1237 code for a protein of 397 amino acids. Lineage: Eukaryota; Metazoa; Arthropoda; Insecta; Lepidoptera; Nymphalidae. The transcript has 7 exons.
GUAUGGCUUCGUUUUAACCCCUCGCCAGUGUAAGCCGGCCAUCAUGGCGGUAGGCUUGUUGGUUUGUGCUGCCUGGUAUUAUACCAUCUUAGCUGGUUUUUAUAUACUUUAUUGCCCCGUUAUGUAUCUUAUGUUUCUCAAUCACAUAUUUUAUAGAAAAGUGGUAGACGCACUGUUUGCUUUAUGGGAGCUGUACCCAGUGGGAUUAUUUCAAAUUUUCUGUGGCACGAAACUUCAUCAUUACGGUGAUUAUGUCGAUCCAAAUGAAACUACUAUCAUUGUUAUGAAUCACCGUACAAGAGUUGAUUGGAAUUAUGUAUGGAUCGCCUUGUACCACGCAACGCAAAAGCCAUAUAAAAAUGUUGAAUGCAUUUGCAAGGGUAAAUUUGUCGAUAAACCGCCAGAUGUAAAUGAAGAUAUUCUACAUGUCAUGGCUGGAGGAAAAUCAAAGAUUAAAUUUGUUUUGAAAGACGAAAUCAAAGUGAUUCCCGGAAUGGGGUGGAUAAUGCAAUUAAACUACUUCCUCUACGUGAAGAGAAACUGGCAGGAGGACCAAGUGAACGUGUCACAGUUCGUGGAUUACUACAAAAGGCUCCGAUACCAUCAGCGGGUUGUUCUGUUUCCUGAAGGCACAGACUUGAGCGACGACAAUAAACGGAAAAGUCAGAAAUAUGCACUUUCGAAAAAAGUACCGAAUUAUGAUUACGUGUUGCAUCCACGUACAACUGGCUGGGCAGUGUUGUGUUCACGUAUGAGGAGUUCAGGGUUGGCGUCGGUCUAUGACGUCACUGUUGCUUACGACACACCGGCACAAACUGAACUGCAUCUGUUGAGAGGGAGAUUGCCCAAACAUGUGCAUUUCCAUUUUAAACGAUAUCCUAUAGAGGAAUUGCCUUGCGAAGAGGAUGAACUAAGAAUUUGGCUUCAAGAUCGAUGGAAGGAGAAAAAUAUUAGUCUGGAAAGAUUUCACCGAGAAGGUAGUUUCAUAGAUUUUGUAACGAAGAAUUCUCCAAAGAAGAACGAAUCUAAAUCGCUUCUAAAUGCAUUCGUAGGUUUCACUUUCUGGACAGUUAUUGAUGUCUUAUUCCUUUACUGCAUUUCGUACAGCGUGUUGUUCAGAUUUUGGGUUAUCUACCAUACUUUGCUAUUUAUUUUUGUAACAAAAUAUUUUGGCGGCUUUCAUAAUAUUCAAUAUAGAAUUUUGGAUAAAGUUAACUUCUAUGAAAAGUUCUUUUGAAUAAGAUUUAGAAAAGAUGAACUUGAAAAAACAAAAAAACAGAACAUCUAAGAAGGUCGGUAGAAAAACUGAGUUAAAUAUAAUUAAGCCAAUACAAAUUGUUUAGACAUAGAAAUAUAUUACUACAUACGCAUCUAGACAUUACACAACAUAAAAAUCUUUAUUACGAUAAUAAAUUAUAUAAGUUAUCGAAUAUCUACACAAAAUAAAAUAAUAUACGUAGCCAAUGACGGUAUAAAAAUUUAAAAGAUAAGUUAGUUUUAUUUCUCCCUAGAUAAUAGAUAACUAAGUAUUAUGCUAUGAAUUUAAAAUAUUAUACAAAGUGUAACAUAAUUAAAUCGCCAAAUAGAGACUAAAAUGUUA